AUUUUUAAUAAUGUUAAUAUUUUAUGUACCGUUAAAUAUUCAGAUAGCAUAAAAUAGACACAUACUAUUUUCUUGUCUUUAGUUAUCAACGUACAAAACAUUAUCUUAAUUUAUGAUUGUAAAGUACAUAACAAUCUUAUCAAGGAUAUAUAACAAAGCAGGUUCAAAUCAAAAUUCUUCAGUCAUAUAAAAGAGUACUGUUUGUAACAUUUAAAUGAUUUAGUUCAAUUAUGUGUAUCUUAUUUAUUUAUCGCAAUCCUAAUGCUAAUUCUGAAUCCUAUCGAUUAAUUGUGGCCACAAACCGUGAUGAAUUUCUUAAACGUCCAGCAUUGCCUGCUCAUUAUUGGAAAAAUCACCCAGAAUGUUUAGGAGGUACUGAUAUGGAACCUGGAAAAGAAGGAGGAACUUGGUUAGCAUUAUCUAUGACAGGAAAAGCUGGUGUUAUUUUAAAUUUAUCUAACGAGGAAAGUUUAACAAAUAAUCCUAAACAGGGACGAGGAGCUUUAAUACCUAAUUUUGUUACUUCAAAUGAUUCUGCAAGCUCAUAUUUAGAUAAAUUGUACAACGAAAAUAAGAAUGGUUCACUGUAUAAUCCAUUUCUUUUAAUUUUAAUUAAUUUAUACAAUGCAAAUGUUCACUGUCUCAGUAGUUCUAUUAAUUCAAUAGGACCUUCUCUAGCAGAAGAUAGUAUUCUAGGGUUUAGUAACAGUGGCCUUGGUGUUCCUUAUAAGAAAGUUGAAGUAGGAAAAGAAAAAUUUAAAAGUAUUGUUAACAAUGCUAAUGUGUCAAAACAAACACAUUUGAUUGAGGGUCUUUUAAAAUUUUUGAAAUCAAAAGAAAAGCAUUUACCUGAUCCAGAGUUGCAAAAACGACAUUUAUCACGAUAUAAAGAACUAAGUUCAAUUUUUGUGUCUGCUGGUGAAUAUUCAACUCGAACUCAUUCUAUAUUACUAGUUAAUGGAAAAAAUGAAGUAACAUUUGUUGAAGAAACACUUAUGCCAGACUUAACAUGGAAGCGCCAAAUAUUCAAUAACAAUUUAAUGUGAAAAAAUAAAUAGAAGUAUUAAAAUACUAAACAUAUAUAUAUAUAUAAUUUAAUUUUAAAUUGAUUGUAUUAAUGGUUUAAAGA
Molecule: messenger RNA, 1129 nt
Organism: Megachile rotundata (alfalfa leafcutting bee)
Lineage: Eukaryota; Metazoa; Arthropoda; Insecta; Hymenoptera; Megachilidae
Gene: Tango2
Product: transport and golgi organization 2
Biological process (GO): Golgi organization; protein secretion
Cellular component (GO): Golgi apparatus
Source: RefSeq, a predicted model, not a curated record